Aureobasidium uvarum is the source of this 1812-nucleotide messenger RNA. Lineage: Eukaryota; Fungi; Ascomycota; Dothideomycetes; Dothideales; Saccotheciaceae. The record is from the annotation of a GenBank genome assembly.
AUGGCAAGCGAUUCUGUCCGCCUUCGAGACCUCGCGUCUCUCGUGGACCGCAAGAUAAAAUCACUCAUCAACAAUGACCUAAAGGAAAUUUGUCGUCAAGAGGGUCUGCAGGUGUCUGGCGUAAAGGCCGCUCUGCAGAAGCGCAUCUCUGAAGAAGCACUCGAGCGAUUGCGCUACCGAGCCGAGCACCAAGGUCGCACGCCUCCAGCACAAAGUCAUCAGCCUUCGCUGGCCCGCGAUACCAUCACUCCCAUUUCUCCAGCUCCGCAUACUACCGCCGGCAUGCCUGCCUAUUCAAGGCCUGCUGGCUUGUCUCAAUAUCGACAGGCCCAGCCAGUGCGCACAGCCGCUCCCUCGCGUGCCUCGGUCAAGUUCAGAGAGAGUCCCUUCUAUCAGAUCAAAGAAGCACUCGCACCUACCAAAGAACUCAGAUCCNNAGAAAUGCCACACAAUCGUCAUACGCUAGACGAGAAGGUCUUCCUCAACGAACCCACUUGUACAUCCCUCAAAGCCGAUCCUUCUCUGCGUGUCAUGCUCUACUGCACUACUACCUCGACUCUGGGUCCUUACGCCUUCAAUGUUGAUAUAGCCUUCCCGAGUCAGAUCGAGGUCAAGGUCAACGGUGACGAAGUGCGCAAAAGCUUCAAGGGCUUGAAGAACAAGCCUGGUACCACCAAACCUGUCGACAUAACCGAUCUCAUCCGCAAGAUACCCAAUUAUCAGAACGUCAUCCAAGUGACUUAUGCGCUCACGAAAGAAGUGUUCGAANNGCGAUUUUCUCUUAUGGUUAACCUCGUCAAGUUGACAUCUGCAAACGACCUCGCAACCCGACUUAAGCAAACGGGAAGCAGGAUUCCGAGAGAUACUGUGCUUCGAGAAAGUAGGUUCUCCAGACGUUGGUUCCUGCGCCAUGCAAAGCUGACUUUACACCCCNNAGUGGCGGCCAAAGCACAAGACCCAGAUAUUGUCACCACUUCUACCGUCAUGUCACUCAAGGAUCCUAUCUCAACCAUGCGCAUCAAUAUUCCUUGCAGAUCCAAUGUUUGCUCGCACAACCAGUGCUUCGAUGGCUCGUACUUCUUGCAACUCCAGGAACAGGCACCAACUUGGACAUGUCCCGUCUGCAACAAGACUCUCUCUUACCAGAGCCUCUGUGUCGACAACUAUGUACAAGACAUCUUACAGAACACCUCUAGCUCUGUCGAUCAAGUCACGAUCGAGCCUGAUGGACAGUGGAAAGCAAUCGACCAGGGAGACGAUACCAACAGCCGUCAAAAGUCUCAGGCACGGGCAGCUUACGACAAUGACAGUGACGAUGACAUUAUCGAGAUCCAGGACACCCCCAAGAAGUCUGAGACUGUUGAAAAAAUCAAGACCGAGAACAAUUCGGCGACUCCGGCCCUUGCACAACAGACACCACCGGUUUCGCGAGAAGCAUCGACAGUUGCACCUCGACCCAGCGCAAAGCGCCCUUCCACAGCAGUCAUCGACUUGACCCUAUCGGACGAUGAGGAUGAACCUCCACGGCCAGCUAAACGCACCAACACGAGUCAGAACACUUCCUUUAAUACUCCGGCGAGUCUACAAGACGGCAGGUUUGCUGACUUGGCCAACAGACCGUCUAACGUAGUAGGAUCUGGCUUACCACCAAUGAAUCCUGGCGAGACUCUUGCAUUGCCUCCGAUCAAAGCACCCCAACCGAAUGGAGGAUUACCACAAGAUCAAAGAUUACCUUGGCCAUUUGGGGCACCAACCUGGUCCGGCCCCUAUAGAGAUGCGCAAAGCUACAGCAACAGCCCUUCUAGGAGCUGA